AUGAGUCAGUGUCCUCUCGGAUUCAAAGGCACGCCACCACCGGGCCAUCCCAAAGUCGCCGGGCUCGACACUACUUCUUCUGCAAGCGACGCCACAAACGCAGCAACAUCGGCCUCGUCAAGUACUUCAGAGAAAACAGGCUGGAACCCAUGGUUGCUACUCGUCAUUGAUGCGGCUUUCAUCUUGGUUGCCAUCUACCUUGCCAAAAACGGUGUGCCCAAAGCGAUAGCAGAUCCGGUCCGGGCAGCGUUGAACAAGACACAACGCAAGGUUAAUGCAAAGACAGAGUAA
Molecule: messenger RNA, 291 nt
Organism: Mycosarcoma maydis (corn smut)
Lineage: Eukaryota; Fungi; Basidiomycota; Ustilaginomycetes; Ustilaginales
Exons: 1
Coding region: 1-291 (96 amino acids)
Source: RefSeq, a predicted model, not a curated record